Molecule: messenger RNA, 549 nt
Organism: Sceloporus undulatus (fence lizard)
Lineage: Eukaryota; Metazoa; Chordata; Lepidosauria; Squamata; Phrynosomatidae
Product: transmembrane protein 91-like
Exons: 2
Coding region: 1-549 (182 amino acids)
Cellular component (GO): membrane
Source: RefSeq, a predicted model, not a curated record
AUGAGCACCCAAAACUAUGAGGAGAUUGAAAGCAAUGCUUCUGCUACAAAUACAGCCUCUUAUGCGGAAAUGCAUUCUUACCAAGAAUCUGUCCCACUGAAGCUUCCGGUUAGACCACCGCCACCCAUGGCUUAUGGGGCAGGUCCACCUCCUGUGCCUCCACAGUACCAAACUUCUUAUGGGCCACCUGAUGCACAAUUCAGCCAAGGGUCAGACUUUCAGUCUCAGCAGGCCAUCUUCAUCACACCUUUGCAGCCUACCAAGGAGCCGGAUAACCUGAUCUAUUCCAUCUUCACCCUGAUGUGCUGCUUCCUUCCCCUGGGCAUUGCUGCCUUUGUUUUCUCUAUAAAGACACAAGAAGCGAACCGGAAUGGAAAUGCCACAGCUGCUCGGAAAAAUUCCAGACUGUCACGUAUGAUGGCCCACAUAGCAUUUGGGUCUGGGCUUGUAAUCUGGACUUUGUAUAUCACCAUACUGACAAUCCGUGCUAAGAAACACAGUGAGAUGAUAGACCUCAUUCUGGUCAACCUAUCAACAAGCAGUCCUUGA